Molecule: messenger RNA, 3512 nt
Organism: Coregonus clupeaformis (lake whitefish)
Lineage: Eukaryota; Metazoa; Chordata; Actinopteri; Salmoniformes; Salmonidae
Product: extracellular serine/threonine protein kinase FAM20C-like
Exons: 10
Coding region: 870-2606 (578 amino acids)
Biological process (GO): protein phosphorylation
Cellular component (GO): Golgi apparatus
Molecular function (GO): protein serine/threonine kinase activity
Source: RefSeq, a predicted model, not a curated record
UCUUCGCUAUGACGCCAGCGACGCUGGGCUCAGAAGGGUUUGAUCAUAAUAUUUAACACACCCACCCAGUAAGAGCACUAGACUAGUUCGACUGAGAAGUAUAACAGCCACCGGACAAGUGGAAACGAAAAUCUCUGCACCUGCCAAGCCGUGUAGCCUACUCUCUCUGCUGUUCCUUGAACGGAAAACGGUGACGGGAGAUUAAUAUUUUUGACAGGAUCUGGCCUAGGCUCACAUCCAGGUAUAUUCAACUUGAUAGUGCAUCACCAGUUUUUUAAAAUAUCUUCGAUUUUUUUGCGUUGCUUUUCUUUAACGCAUUUAUUUUUGCCUGUUGCUAUUUCCUACAAGGACUGUGGCUAAAUGUUUUGUCUGAAAUUGAAUAGAGACUGUCCCUCGGACUUUUAACAAAAAUGACGAUUGGACAGCAUUGACACGUUUUUAUGCUCAGCAUUGCAGGUUCUGAGGAUGGAACAGUGCUUUCGAGACGCAAUCGUGCUAAAACACAACGUUUAAAAUUCCCUAAACUAUUCACUGCUAUUACGAUUAGAUAUCGUUUUGUGGUGUAUUCAGAAUAGCCACAGAUCCAUUCGAUGUAAGGUGCCUGUUCUCCGCAAUGAGUCGGCAUGUCCAUCUGGCUGAAUAUGAAUAAUUCAGUAUUUUCUAAAAGACCAGCGCUCUGUGCGUAAACAUGGAGUUUCUGAUAUAACACGGAUUAUGUUUGGAAUGACCAGAAAAAAAUCUAAAAAUGAUCUAUAUUGGGUUUUUGCUCCAUAUUUCACACUGACUAUAAUUUCAAUCAAUAUCGGUGUUGUGUACUGCUUUUAUGGUUUAGUGAUAUAACAACUACUUAGACGUGUAUCCUGUACAAAAUGAUCAAGAUGAUACUGUUUCGUAAAUUUCGAGUUUUGAUACUCAUGGUGUUUUUGGUGGCGUGCACCAUGCACAUUAUGAUAGACUUGCUCCCAAAACUAGAGAAGCGAGCGGCGGGAUCGGAAACCGGUAACGGUGGCUGCCAGUGCGCGCACAACCCGAGCGAGGAGGCCGGGAGCUGGGGGAAGCAACGCGUUAGGUCGGUGGCGGAACCGGGCUGGCCUAACAAACACACGCUGAGAAUCCUGCAAGAUUUUAGCAACGAGCCGAGCUCAAACCUCACGUCCCAUUCCCUGGAAAAAAUCACUGCCGCUGGGGAGAGAGCGGAGUCUUUCAAACGAAUGAAACAGUACGACGGGGCAGCGGAUAACCAGAAGCUGCUCAUCAGAGACGCCAGCGGCGGUAAAACCGUUGCUGCGCCCGGUGUCUACCGGCUGUCGGCUCUGUUCGAACAUCCUUUAUACAAGACGGACCUGCCGACCCUCACAGACGACGACACCUUGUUCAACGUCAAUACUGACAUCAGGUUCUAUCCGAAAGCAGCGGGGAAUCAAGAAUGGCACAAUGAAGCCAACGUGGAAGAGGAGGAGUACCCCCCUACAGGGGAGGUGACAGCUGAGUCCGACCCCAACUGGCUUCGCUUCCACAUCGGUAUCAACCGCUACGAACUCUACUCCAGACACAACCCUGUCCUGGACUCCCUGCUCAAGGAUCUGGUCACCCAGAGGAUCACCAGUGUGGCCAUGAAGUCAGGAGGAACUCAACUGAAGCUCAUCAUGACUUUCCAGAACUACGGACAGGCGCUGUUCAAGCCCAUGAAGCAGACCAGGGAACAGGAGACACCCCCGGACUUCUUCUACUUUUCUGAUCUGGAGAGACACAACGCUGAGAUCGCUGCCUUUCAUCUGGACAGGAUCCUAGACUUCCGGAGAGUUCCCCCGGUAGCGGGAAGACUGGUCAACAUGACCAGGGAGAUACGGGAUGUGACCAGAGACAAAAAGCUCUGGAGGACCUUCUUCAUCUCCCCAGCCAAUAACAUCUGUUUCUACGGCGAGUGCUCCUACUACUGCUCUACUGAGCAUGCUCUGUGUGGGAAGCCGGACCAGAUCGAGGGUUCUCUGGCUGCCUUCCUGCCAGACCUGGCCCUGGCCAAACGUAAGACCUGGAGGAACCCUUGGAGACGAUCCUACCAUAAACGCAAGAAAGCCGAGUGGGAGGUGGACCCAGACUACUGUGACGAGGUAAAGCAGACUCCUCCCUAUGACCGCGGCUCUCGCCUGCUGGACAUCAUGGACAUGACCAUCUUUGACUUCCUCAUGGGUAACAUGGACCGGCACCAUUAUGAGACCUUUGAGAAGUUUGGAAACGAGACAUUCAUCAUCCAUCUGGACAAUGGAAGAGGGUUUGGGAAACACUCCCACGACGAGCUCUCCAUCCUGGUGCCUCUGAGCCAAUGCUGCAGAGUGAGGAAGUCGACCCACCUGCGUCUGCAGCUGUUGGCCAAGGAGAAGUACCAGCUGAGCCGUCUGAUGGAGGAGUCCCUGCUGCGUGACCGCCUCCACCCCAUCCUCAUCCAGCCCCACCUGGAGGCCAUGGACCGAAGGCUGCGCCUGGUGCUCCAGGUCCUGGCUGUCUGUGUGGAGAAGGAGGGCUACAGUAACGUGGUGGAGGUGGACUACAGAGGAGCCAGAAGGGGCAGGGACACAGCCACCCACAGGAAUCCAGGGCACAGGUAGUGAGGCCUAGCUAGGAGGAGAGGGAGAUGGGAGGUGGAGUGGUGAUACCCCUGGUUCUCGCCGUUCUCCCCAUCCUGGACCUCCAAAGAAACUACCAUUGAUGGUGAACCAACCAUGGGUGUCUGGUCUUACGGAGAGACUGGAUCCUGGAUCCUGUUACUGUGCGGGAACCGCCAUUUUGAAUUCAGUGAAUUCUGAGACUUGCCGUCAAUGCCUCUAUGGAAACUCCCAUGUAUGAGUGUUUAUAUAUAGGUACUGUUGGUCCACAGAUAUAGCAGUGAGCUGAGGAGAGAAGAGGCCUGUUCUUUUUAAGUACAGAUGUUUUAUUACUUCUCUUGGACAUGAUAAAGUGGAACCAUUUAGAUUUUACUUUGUUGGUUUUCUUAUGUUAUGUUUUUUGGGUUGUUUGAAUGCGAAUGCUGUCAUUGUUUGCUCGGGUUUGCGCUAAGCUAGCUACAGUAUCUUUGUGUUACGCAACCAAAUUAGAUUUUACUUUAACAAGUUAAAAUGUGGUUUGAGCUUUAUUCGUGCACAGUAACUGGAGGAAUGGAAUAUAAGGUUUAUAAAGCUUUAAUUUUAGAGGGAGUGUAUGAAAAUAAUAUAGUAUAUUGCUAUGAUAAAUCUCAGUGUGACCAUUACUUAUCAGUUGCCUCCAUUUUCAACCCGUCACUAUCUAUGACAAUGCUUUACGCUUCCAUUACUAUGAGACAUUAUACAGGAGGAUGUUUACGGUACAGAAAUUACCUGGUAUUUACUAAGAAAUUACAUGGUAAAAUGGUAAUUGCACAGUAAUACCCCAUUAAUUAAUACAUAAAGUACUCGUUUGGUACUUUGGGAUUCAAACAAAUCAAUCAAUUUUAUUUUAUAUAGCCCUUCUUACAUCAGCUAAUAUCUCGAAGUGCUGUA